AAGAUAUUCUGUGGUGAUCUCUGCUCGAUCCCUCAUGUUCUCCUCUUCGUAUACUUCACUCUGGUGCUUCCUCCUAUCUUCCCAGGUCACCAUGGACAUAAUUUACCUGCACACAUCCCUGGCCUUCCUUCUUCUCCCUGUUGUGCUUGGGGCACCUGCUGAUGAACCCAAACUGACAGAAUCAGCCCCUGGUGCUUGCAAGCGCUGUUGUGACCCUCUGGACUCUUCCACUGAUGUCCCACCACUCCCUCCCAGCCACCACCACCUGCCCUACCCAAUGCCUGAAGUCCGUCCCUAUAUCAACAUCACCAUACUGAAGGGAGAGAAAGGAGACCGAGGAGAGCCUGGGAUGCCAGGGAAAUGGGGCAAAGAAGGACCUCGAGGCGAGCGGGGUGCCCAGGGCCAGAAAGGCAGCAAAGGACAGAUGGGCACAGCAGGAGACCCUUGCAAGCAUCAGUAUGCUGCAUUCUCCGUCGGGCGCAAGAAAGCGCUGCACAGCAGUGAGGGCUACCAAGUCUUGAUCUUUGACACUGUCUUUGUCAACCUCUACAGCCACUUCGAUAUGUUCAAUGGCAAAUUCUACUGCUACAUAGGUGGACUUUACUAUUUCAGCCUCAAUGUCCACACUUGGAACUUCAAGGAGACAUACAUGCACAUCAUGCACAACGAAGAGGAGGCAGUCAUCUUGUACGCCCAACCCAGCGACCGCAGCAUCAUGCAGAGCCAGAGCCUCAUGCUGGAGCUUCAGGAAAAUGAUGAGAUCUGGGUGAGGCUCUACAAGAGGGAGAGGGAGAAUGCUAUCUACAGUGAUGAUGUUGAUGUGUACAUCACCUUCAGUGGGUACCUGGUCAAGCCCAGCCUCGAGUAACAGCCUCUUCUCCUCCUUGGGGCUUCUUUGACCUUCUCCUUCUAGCUCUCUCUGUCCUUCUUUACUGCCCGCAACCACUGCAAAUCACUUGGAAAUGGACCUGUCAGGUCUUAGGCACUGAGUGUGAAACUUGCCUCACUGGUUCCCAGCUCACGCUCUCUUGUAGCCAGGCCUGUAUCUCUCCACUCAGAGUGACACUACCAUCUCUCAGCCCCUCUCCUCAUGACUCCAGUUUAGGUUAUUGGUGUCUAAAUUUUCCAGAGAGCUGUCUGGCUUUUAGGGCCCCAGAGCAGGAGGAAAGCUAAAAUGAUGCUUCUGGGAUGUGUCUCUAUUUGGGGCUUCAUAGACAAAGGACUCUUGCACAAAAAGCCAACAAGUCCUCACCACCCAGAUGCAUCCUGGCUUCUCUCUGUCCCAACUAGACAUGCCAGGUUUGCAGCCUGCAAUGUGGCCUUCAUGUCACCUCCCUGUAAUGUGGAGAGCUGACUGGGAUCUGAAGGCCUCCUGUAGCGCAAGGAAGACAUAGGAGUGAUCAGAGACAAUACUGUCUCUCCAAAAAAGGGACUGUUUGCCUUCUGAAGUAUGACAUUGGCUUUUCUUAGACUUUCUGGGCCACAGAGUCCAGGCUGGCUGCAAAAUCUAGGCCUGGCAGGAUUGUCCUCCUCUGUGCCAGCUCUAGCUCACUGGAGAGAUGAAAGGCCAGACACUCGGCCAGGUUCCUCUGAGGCAUCUGCUGUCAGAUCAGUAGAGCCCACCACUCUAUUCUCACUAGGAAUCACAAAUACAGAACAAGAAAAGGAGACGAUCCUGCCAAACCUUCCUCUAGAACCCCCUCUGGUGGGCUGCUUGGUCUUGGUUCUCCAGAUGUAGGAAGCUAGCCCAGAGAGUGAGCCCAAAUUCACCCUCUUCUUUAUCAGAGGUGCACUCAUGGCCUUCCAUUGGUAUCAGCAGUCAUCCCUAACACUUGCUGAUGUGAGUGUAGAAUCAGGCUUUGGCUUCCACGUUGUCAUUAUGCUAUCCCCUUGAAGGUGGUUCUCCCUCACUGGCACUGAGGGACCACUUAUUCCAGAGCUGAGCUGGAGGCCGUGAAGGCAACUGCAGUUACAUCACUUACAAACCUGGGCGGGUUGGCACCUCUUUGCCUCUGUGAUGGAAAAAAGAUAGAGGUGAGACUUGAGCAUCUCGCCCCAGGGUUAAAAGCUUCCCUGCCACACGCACUGUGCCUUCUCUGGCAAUCUCAUCAGAGCAUCUGAGAAAAGCACAAGGCUUCACCAAACCCACACUGCUCGUGUCGGCUGGGAGAAGCAGCAGUGGGAGAGGAAUGUCAGCAGUAUGGUUUUCUGGUAUCGUUUGUGCUGGCCUCAUGCCGCUCUCACUCGCAUCCCUCUGAGAUUGCUAUGGUCCCACUGGGAGCAGGUGAGGCUGAUUCAGCGCUUUGGGAAACCUACUUCCAGGUGUUGUGGUGCUGCCAUAAAGACUUGUCUUUUUUUUUUUUGAGUCUCAGGACAGGACAAGCAGGAGAAACUGUAUUUCUCCUCUGCCCAUCACUCGCAGUGAAAUCUGCUGCCUCAUCUAGUUUCUGCAGUCUCAUGAUUAGCCAUGGUCUCUGCCUGUAGCAGCUAGGACUACCAGAGCUCUCCCCACAGGAGACACACCUCAUCAUGCAGGACUAGAUCUGGUCCAGCCAGCCAGGAAUGGCAAAGGUACUGGGACUCAGGCUAAAUACUACAAGUGAACUUGAGAGAACUGCAGGACGUUUUCUCUCUAGCCCUGUUUACUUACCUUUCCUGCUUUGCUAAGGAAGCUGUACAGACUGGAAUGAGGUUCAGGCACCUUCUGCCCUAGAUCCUCUCCACCACUGUCACUGAGGCAAUAGGUGUAAAAACAAAGCUGGGUUUUUCCCAGGGAAACAUGUGAUGAUGGGAUCAUGAGAACUAAAGGAGACUUUGAGUUUCUUUCUGCCCCAUAGCAGGUCGAGCAUAUGGAACUGCUCAGAGACAGGAUUUUGGGCAGUAGAGAGGAAGCAGCAUGCUGGAGGUCAUGCUCAGGACUGAAACCUUUUCUCUCUUCCUCAUCAGGUGGCAAACCCAGAUACUGCCUAAUUACAGUGCAUAGUGUCCCUGUGUCUGAAGAAAAGCAAACCUCUAACACUGAGUAUCCUCAGAAGCAAGUCUGCUUCUUCCUCCUUUUCCAUUUGCUGUUUGAAUACCAGGGAUAUGUCUCAUGUGCUGCACAUGAGCAGCCAAAUGGUGCCUGAUGCACAUGAGAGAGGAGAGCAGAGGGACCACCAAAGGAUGGUUUAUCAGGCUUCUUGGUGCUAAAUCAGAUUUCAGGAGUAUUGGGUGCUUUCUGGAAGGUGUAGUAGGCUGAGUUGUAAUGUACUGUGGAAUUAAUGGUGCUUUAUGUUACAAAACCAAACAAACUCCAAAAACUUCUUAAUAUCUAUUUUUUUUCCAGUGGUAUUAAACUUUUUUUCCCCCUGGUUGUUUUGCA
Molecule: messenger RNA, 3361 nt
Organism: Pogoniulus pusillus (Red-fronted tinkerbird)
Lineage: Eukaryota; Metazoa; Chordata; Aves; Piciformes; Lybiidae
Gene: C1QTNF6
Product: C1q and TNF related 6
Exons: 2
Coding region: 35-868 (277 amino acids)
Molecular function (GO): protein binding
Source: RefSeq, a predicted model, not a curated record